UAACUAUCUAAAUCUUUCCUAAAGCGCUGUUGCCGUCAUUCACAGACACCUGGUGUCCUUGUACUUCUGCAAAGUAUUUUCAUUCGUUUUGAUUUUAAUGUAAAAGUGUGGCGAAAGUAAAUCUUUGAUUCUAGUCUAAAUUGACACUUGAUCGUGGACUUAUUGUUUGGAAGUCAAAGGCUGUAUUUUCUGUAACACAUCGGGUGAUCAUGUCAGCCAUAACUAGCAGCAAGUGUACAAAAUACAAUCCUCUGAUCUAUGACUGUUUCUUGCCCUCCAUUUCUAGAACAUCAAUUUUGGUUCAGCCUCAUUGAUCCCAAUGAUGUCCCUUCCUGUUCCAUCGUCUGAUACGAUUCAGUUAAUAUGAUCUUCUGAUGAUUAUGACAAAAACUUUAAUUUCCGGAUUCUUUUCUUCUACUUUUUUUUUUGUUAUCUUGCCAACUGAAUAAUUGGUUUGGUAAACGCGAACUAACUAAACAAGAGAUGCAAGCAGUUAACAUAAACGAAUACAAGAUCGUUACUGAAUCUAUGUAAUCGAUGCACAUAGAUAGCCUCAACAAUGGUCUGUCGGCUGCAGGAGGAAAUAGACUGCAUUUCAAUAUAUCAUCAGCGUCUCAACAACACGCUAACUUGACCUCUUCAAAGAGCCAACGUUUGCCAAGUUUCAGACCAGCAACCAUAGAUGAUGUUGGUCCCAUGGCUGCUGUUUCCUCGUCUUUUAACAUCAGCCUGGUCGACGGCGAAUACAAUUUCAAUUUCACCAACGGAUCGAAUAGUUUGGACUACGAUUACAGCGACUAUGACAACUCGAUUCCACUUGACGAACUGCUUCCGGUUUCCCUGGUGUAUGGGGUAACACUUAUCGUUGGCGUGAUAGGGAACCUUUUGGUGAUUGCAGCAGUGGCCAGGGAUAGGAGAUUGAGGUCUAUAACCAAUAUUUUCUUGACCAGUUUGGCGUGUGCUGACUUGACACUGCUCUGUUUCUGCGUUCCAGUCAAGUGCAUUGCCUUCUUUUCCUUUAGUUGGGCCUUUGGCUACUUCCUCUGCAAGGCUGUCCAUUAUUUGCAAAUUGUGGCCAUGAUCUGUUCGGUCAUGACCUUGACCGUGAUGAGCAUUGAGAGAAAUAUCGCCAUUAUGUCUCCUUUACGCUCCAAGAGAAUCUGUACAAGGAGGAGGGCUAGAGUGGUGGUCGUCUUGCUGUGGGCAGGAUCAAUAGUGCUGGCGCUGCCAAUAUUCCCUGGGCAGAUUCAUAAGCCUGUUGGUGCUCUGGUCAAAGCCUACUGGUGUCUGAAAGAAUGGGAGAAGCCAAUCUACGGGAUACUCUUUGAGACUUACAUGCUGGUACUAUUGUUUAUGGUUCCUGUCGGUGUCAUGGUGGUCUCAUACACAACCAUAUGCAUCGAGCUGUCCAGGGGAACAAAGUUUCGACGUCAAGCCACACUUGUACAAUGUGCGCCAUCUUACGCCAAUGGUAACAGCCACUCCUCACGGUACAGCGCAAGUAAAUCUCAGCAAGGUCAAGGAUCUUGCAAAGAUAACAUGCUCCAGAACAGACACAAGGAGAGGAUGGAUCAGGAGAAAAUGAAAGUUAUACGAAUGCUUAUAGUAGUCGUUGUCCUCUUCGCUGUCUGCUGGGGUCCUAUCCUCAUCAACAACCUGCUGGUCUCUGUUCGUUUCCUCAACAACCUGAACGAAGGUCACCUCAAGCCCCUGAGGAUUGCUUUAUUUCUUCUUUCGUACCUCAACUCCAGCCUCAACCCUCUGGUGUAUGGCUUCAUGUCCAGCCACUUUAGGCGAGGCUUCCGGGAGGCCAUAUGCGUGUUCAGCAGGGCGCCGGGGAGCAGGCUGUACAGACCUGGCCGCGCCAACAACAGCUGCUAUUUAAAUUCGGACUGCCCAUCAAUUAUCAGAACCGGAACCGUCCGUCUGAGCCCUGUGACUGAACAAGUGCAGAUAAUGGAUGAAGAGGACAUGACCCACUCUCCCGUGGGCAGCGUUCGGUACGGUCGGAAGAUCUGGGCCAGGAGUGACCAAGUUUUACAUCAACUACAAGACAAAUAAAUUGAUUCACUUACUGCUGAAAUAGAAGUAUUUGUAUCAAAGGGUUUGAACGCAAUACAUGAACAUUUGAGUUCAAUGUUAUUGGACUAGAACAUUUAAUUGUCUAGGCUCCAUACGUGUCUCAGACCAUCUGAAUACACAUUCACUAUGUACACUAGUUGUAUAAGUAUAUUUCUUAACCUUCAUAAUUGACCACAACAAAAUGUCUACAGAAGUGUUCAGGAAUUCUACGACAAACUUCGCAGACUUUGCCUUUUGCCAUCAAAA
Messenger RNA from Biomphalaria glabrata, 2328 nucleotides. Its product is annotated as pyroglutamylated RF-amide peptide receptor-like. Gene Ontology annotation, molecular function: neuropeptide Y receptor activity. Gene Ontology annotation, biological process: G protein-coupled receptor signaling pathway. The record is from RefSeq and is a predicted model, not a curated record. NCBI's taxonomy places the organism in Eukaryota, Metazoa, Mollusca, Gastropoda, Planorbidae. Gene Ontology annotation, cellular component: membrane. The transcript is spliced from 7 exons. Bases 538 to 2061 code for a protein of 507 amino acids.